GUAUUAUUUUUAUGAUGACAUGAUGACAAGCGAUGUGACAGCAAGUCUGGUCUGGCAUCGGCAUCCAACCUCUAGAAAAGCUGGCUUAAAUACAACAAGCUGCUAGAGUGAAUUAAAAAAAGGUGUUCAAGAAGAGGCAAAUUAAUAGAGUAUGGAUUUGACAAUUAAAGAUCUACAAAAAGUGUACGAGAAACUGAUAACAGCAAGCCCAAAGUGGUUCAAUCUGGGAUUGGCACUAGGUCUAAGUGAUCACGAUCUCAUCAACAUAAAGAUCAAAAAUCAUGAAGAUAAUGACCCCUGCCUGCGCGAUAUGUUGACUGAACUCCUACAUACCCAGCAUGUAACAUGGGCCCUCCUGUCAGACGGUCUCAGAGCAAAUACAGUAAAGUUAAUUAAUUUGGCUGAGACUGUUGCAGAUUGUGCCAGUGAAAAGGUGGCAGUGACUUCUGUAGUAAGUGUUUGUGAGGGUGAACCAGCUGCAACGAGUCAAAGAGAUUAUGAAGAAGAAGUGCGGCCCGGGAUCGCAGGUGAAGCUCUGGCAUCUGUUUGUGAAUUACCGCAAAAUGUUAGUAAGGAAAAGUUGGAGCAGAAGUCAUAUGAUAUGGAGAAAAAGUUUAACUUAUUGGUGAUACGAUUGCGAAAGUCUUUGAAAGAACAAAAAAGAGAUCCUGUAGAAAUCACUGGCUGCCUUUUAGGGAUUAACUGCAUGAAACAAGUCUAUGGUGGAGAAAAUCAGUGUAUGUUUCGUAAAAAGCGAAGACAAUUGGAGGAAUGCUCAACCAUUGAUGAGAUAUGGCGUAUACUUCGAGACUACUUUUCCUUCUUUAACUUUGACAUAAUUGAACUUAUUGCUAGUGAACUUGGAACUAAAGAUGACCAAGGACAUAUGGACAAAUACAAGGAGGAUUUCAGAGACUACCUUAAAUGCCGUGUUUUCCCACUAAAUAUUCUUCACUCUAUUUCUCCCAGAGAUGACAGUAAAGAAUUAGUGUUGAAGCUUGACUGUUCUUUCGAUGAUUGUGAUCUUGCCCACCUUGAAGGUCUCAGACUACGUGUUGCAGAAAUACUGAACCUUGAAUCACAUAUUAUCCACCUCUCUGAAAUAAAGCGAGGGUGUAUUCAACUUGUGUUCGUUAUACCAGAGUUUGUCUUCAUUUCACCACUUACUGCUGAUGACAAAUGUAAAUUACAGCAAUUGAAAGUAACCAGAUUGGAUUGUGGCACUUUUCACUUUGAAUUUCACGAAACAGAAACUCGAAGCCAAAGAAAUGCCCCCCCUGGUAAGAUGGACCUGGGUGGUGGAGGGGGAGGAAGUAAAAAAAAGAAGCAACCUCCUCGUCGCCGCGUUGGCAAGACUCCUGUCACUCCUGUCACCCCUCUCGUUACGACCCCACUCACCACACCCACACCCACUUCUCAAUCACACAAAGUCAUCCCCAACAUUCCAGCAAGUAUCAAACUAGAAGAACUCACAAUUCAAGAAGAGAAAUACUCCUUCAAGGCUGAAGAUUUGGAGUACCAGGGUCACCUUGGAGAUGGGGCCUUUGGUACUGUCACCAAGAUGCUCUACCCUCCUACCCAAACUACCAUGGCUGUCAAGAAAAUCCCGAUGAGAGACCUCCAUGCCACUGAGAGUAUUGUAGAGCUGGCCAUGAUGAUGAAGCACGGGGCGUGUCCUUUCAUCGUUGAGUUCUAUGGCUGCCUCAUCAGAGAUGGAGAUGUGUGGAUCUGUAUGGAGCUACUGGAUGCUAGCAUGGACAAGAUAUCAAAGAGAGUGGACGUCCUCAAACAGAGCAUUCCAGAGGAGAUUAUUGGCAAGAUGACCGUGGCUGUCAUCAAAGCACUCCACUACCUCAAGGAAGAGCUGCUCAUCAUACACAGAGAUGUGAAGCCGUCCAACAUCCUUGUGAGCAGGAAGUGUGAGUUCAAGCUGUGUGACUUUGGUAUCUCUGGGCGACUUGUCAACUCUCUUGCCAAGACUAUAGAAGUGGGCUGUCAUCCCUACAUGGCUCCUGAGAGUAUUGACCCUAAGAGAGCAGAGCACGGGUACACCAUCCAGUCUGACGUGUGGAGCUUUGGGAUCACACUGUUGGAAUUGGCACUGGGCAAGUUCCCCUACAGUAAGUCGGCCACUAUCUUUGAGAAGCUGAAUGCUGUGGUGAACGGACCUCCCCCAAAACUGCCCAGUGAUGGACAAUACUCUGCUGAUCUCCUCGAGUUCUCUGCUGCCUGUUUAAGGAAGGACCACCUCCAGAGGCCCGACUACAAGCAACUUCAGGAGUUGGUGUUCUUCAAGAAGUACUCCACUGCAAAUGUGGACACGCUGACGUGGUACAACUCCAUUAGAGAAUCUUAAUUGAAUGAUAAUUAUUUUUCUGGACAGAAAUUUCCAAAAUUUAAUUAGCUCUAAUUUGCAUCUGUAUAAUUUAUGCUCACUUGUCUAAGCUGCUCUAUAAGAAGUCCACUUGUGUAUAAUUAUUGCUUCUGUCUUAGGAAAAUUAAAGUAGCUUUUAAUAUAUAAUUAGUAUUUGCACAUAUCCCUAAUUCCUGUACGUGUGCCAAAUAAUAUUAACUAUUCACUUGUUAGUCAAUUAAACAA
Halichondria panicea is the source of this 2599-nucleotide messenger RNA. RefSeq lists its product as uncharacterized. NCBI's taxonomy places the organism in Eukaryota, Metazoa, Porifera, Demospongiae, Suberitida, Halichondriidae. The record is from RefSeq and is a predicted model, not a curated record. The transcript has 16 exons. The coding region runs from base 152 to 2356 and encodes 734 amino acids. Gene Ontology annotation, biological process: protein phosphorylation; MAPK cascade. Gene Ontology annotation, molecular function: MAP kinase kinase activity; ATP binding.